This is a messenger RNA of Racocetra fulgida, 324 nucleotides long. Lineage: Eukaryota; Fungi; Glomeromycota; Glomeromycetes; Diversisporales; Gigasporaceae. The record is from the annotation of a GenBank genome assembly.
CUCAAAAAGAUACCUUUAAGAGAAUCCAUUUUAAAUAGUCCAAAUGUGCUUACAUUGUCUAGGCUAAUUGUUUCUCCAUUCGUUGGAUACUUUAUUUUGAGUGAGCAAUAUGAGGUUGCGUUAGGUGCAUUUAUGUAUGCUGGUAUUACUGAUUUGUUGGACGGAAUCAUAGCUCGGCAUUAUAACUUGAAAACUAUGGUAGGGACAGUUAUAGAUCCAUUAGCAGAUAAAACAUUAAUUACCAUUCUGACGGUUACUUUAGCCAUGAAAGACUUGUUACCAAGUAAAAUUAAUUGUCAAAAUAUUGUACCUAAUUAUUGUUGA